Molecule: messenger RNA, 6363 nt
Organism: Tetrahymena thermophila SB210
Lineage: Eukaryota; Ciliophora; Oligohymenophorea; Hymenostomatida; Tetrahymenidae
Product: tetratricopeptide repeat protein
Exons: 4
Biological process (GO): protein phosphorylation
Molecular function (GO): ATP binding; protein kinase activity; protein binding
Source: RefSeq, a predicted model, not a curated record
AUGAGUGAGCUCGAUUAGUGUUAGCAAAAGAUAGAUAGAUUUUUACAAAACAAUAACUUUAAACAAGCAAUUAAUUAUGUUACCUCCUUGAAAUAAUCAGGUAUGAGCCCUGAAAAUGUAUCCUAUCUGCAAGUUUAUAUUUCUAAAAAAAUGAAUCAAUAACUUAAUAAAAAUAUCUAAGAACCUAAAAAAAAACUUUCUUUAAAAACAGAGUCUAAUCAAGAUGCUUUUUCUCCUAGGUAUUUAUAAAACAAAUCUACAAAAUUUGAAAGCUAAUCACAAUUAUUUCAAUCUGAAUCAAGAAAUCCUCCUUCAGUUAAAAGAUAAAAUAAUUAUCCAAAACUAGAUAAUAACUGCUUCUCAAGUACGCUUUCUAAAUUUGAUGAUCUCAACAGUCAAAUGACUAAAAGGUAAUCAAUAAAGGAGGGUAAUUAAAAGCAGCUAAUGGAUAGUUUAAAAGUUAAUAAGAGUGUUGUCAAGCUCCCUUCGUUGAAUAGCUUAGAAAAUGAAAAAUAUAACUAGUUAAAGCAAAUUGUAAAGGAGAGUUUGAAAGACCUUAAUGGAAAAAUAAAUCAGAAAUAUUUUAAAUCUAAUGCAUUACUGGAUUAAGCAAAUUUCUAUAAUAAAUAAAAGGAAUUUGAUAAAGCGAUAGAAUACUAUGAUUAAGCCAUGGAAGUAGAUACUAAUAAUAUAAACAUUCUUGUUGGGAAAGGUGAUUGCUUAAGAAAAUAGGGAUAGUAUGAAGCAGCUUUAGAAUGCUAUGAAUAUGGAAUGAAUUUAAAUCCUCCUCAUAAAUAUCAAUUUAGAAUACUCUUUAACAAAGGCAAUAUUUAUAAAUGUAUGGGCAAGAACAAAGAAGCUAUCGAAUGCUAUUCAAAAGCUAGUUUACUUGACCCGCAAAAUCCUAAUACUUAUUUUAACAAAGCACUAGCAUUUUAUAGUCUAGGUGAACUGGAUGAAGUUAUUGAUAAUUAUUCCAGGGUUGUAAAAUAAAACCCUAGGGAUUAGCAUGCACUGCUUAACAAAGGAAUGGCACUGAGAGAAAUAGGAGAGUUCGGUCCAGCAGUAGAAUGUUUUGUAAAAGCCUCAGAAAUGAAAGCAAGAAAUGCGAGACAGUACUUAAAUAAAGGUAACGCUUUGUUUCAAAUUGAUAAGCUUGAAGAUGCUCUCAUUUGCUACAAAAAGGCUAUAAUGAUAGAAAAUAAUUUUUAUGAAGCAUUCUUAAAUAUGGGAGUUGUUUUAAAUGAGCUAGGGAGAACUGUAGAAGAAAUUGAAUGUUACAAAAAAGUGUUAGAGCUUAAGCCAGAUGAUGUAAAAGCCUUAUAUAAUCAGGCAGUUGCAUUAAGAGAAUUAGGAGAAGUAGAAGAAAGUGCUAAAUAAUUUGAUAAAGUAAUAAAAAUUAACCCUAAAAUGGUAAAUGCCUAUAUAAAUAAAGGUUUAAGCUAAUACAUACUUGGAUAAUUUAAGGAAAGCUAUGAUAGCUAUAAAGAAGCCCUUAAGAUUGAUAACAAUUCUAUUGAAUCUUAUAUCAAUAUGAGCUAGUGCCUCCGCUAAAUGAAAAAAAGUAAUAAAGCACUCAAGCUUUUGAUGAAAGCUCUUAAAAUUUCUCCUAAUAACUUCGAGCUAUAUUUUUAGAUUGGAGAAAUUUAUAAAUAAAUUUUAAAUAUAAAAAAAGCUCUAGAAUAUUAUAGUUAUUCUAUAUAAUUAAAUCCAAUAUAUUCAGAGGCCAUCUUUUAGAAAGGCGUCUGUCUUUCAAUUAUUAAUGAACUUGAAUCAGCUAAUAAAUGUUUUGAUCUUUGUAUAAAAUUCAAUCCAAGCAACCCAAAACCACAUAUUAAUAAAGGUUAAAUUUAUGAAGUUCAAGGAAAGUUGAAAUCUGCCCUAAGAUAAUAUGACAUGGCUGUAACCCUAAAGAAUGGACAAGAAUCUGAUGAUUUAGCUUUAUUAUGUAAGGCUCAUGCUUAUAGGGAAAGAGUAGGUGAAGAAAGUAAAUUAAAUGCAAUCGAGAUAUACAAUUUUCUGAUUGAUAGAAAAAGUAGUAACCCUAAUACUAAAUUUUAUGCCUAUUUAGGAUAUAGCGCUAUCAUAAUUAAGGAAAUAAUUGUUAAUAAUUUAUAAGCUCUAGGUAGGUUUUCUCCAAUAACUGAUUCUUAUCAAUCGUCACAGGUUUCAUCAUUAGCAUAAAUAAGUCAAGUUUAAUUAAAUUAAUAAACCUAACAAAGUUAGUUUAUAUAAAUAAAUUUAAAAACUGAAAAUGAUACAGAUAGAAAAUAGUAAAAGCUCAUUUAAACUUUGUCAGGAGCUGAAAUAGAAGAUGCAUACUUUCACCUUUUUUGUCUAUUGGCAAGUGAAAUAGAAAGAAUGACAACUUUUACAUCUCCAGAUAUUUAAAAAAUUUAAGAUGAAUAAAAAUAAGAUUUUACAUUAAUUCUUCUUUUAAGGUAUUUGAACCUUAAAAAGAAGCAGGGAGUAAAUUAUUUAGGAAUGGGGAAUGCAAAACACAUUAUAUACAUGGUCUUGUCGUAUAUUUAUAUAGGCUUAAAGAAAAGAGAGAGAAAAGAAUUCGACGAGUCAAUUCUCUAUUUCGAAUUCCUAAUGAAUUUAGAUAAAGAUUUAGAGAUAUUCUGCAGAUAUCAAAGUUUUAUUUCAUACCUUUAGAGUAACUAUUUUUAAAAUAACAAAAAAAUUUCAUUUCCUCUCUCAGAGAUGAUUGCUAAAGGAUCAACAUCUGAAACUUAUGGAAUUAGUUUUGAUAAGAAUCAAAUAAACGAACACGAAUUAUCAGAGGAGGAUACAACAAAGUAACAGACAUAAUAACAAUAGUAAUAAUAACAAAUUAAAUUGAGCAACAUAAGCAAAUAAUUACUUGAGAAUUUCGAAAAAGAACUUGUUUGUAGAAAGAUUAAAUCUACUGUUUUUAAAACAAAUAAAGAUUAGUAUUACAAAUAAUUUGCAAUUCAAAAUAUUUUAAAUCAUAGAAAUAUCCAAAAAAUAAAUUACAUGUAUUUUGAUCAUGAAGAAAAUAUUUACUUUAUAGAGCCUAGGUAGAAGUAUAAUUUAGAGGCUCACCUUCACUAAUAUAUUGUCUCUUUUGAAUAAAGAUUAAAUAUUUUGCUUUAAAUAUCUUAAGCGGUUUAAUAUUUACACUCCAACGGAAUAGUGCAUGGGAAUAUUAGCAUGAAAAAUAUUUUAAUAAGAAAUAGUGAUUUUAUCCCUUUAUUAACUGGUUUUAGAAAUUCAAGAAUCAUAUUAAGCACGUAUCACUCUUCAUCUUUUUAGAAUAUUUAGUAGAGUAAUACAAAAUAACCAACUUUAUUUUUUUCUGCAAAUCACAAUCCAAAUAACUUUACUUCUCCUGAUUUGACUAUUUCUCUUGCAGAAGAUAUUUAUGCACUUGGCUAGGUUUUUGAAAAGAUGCUUCUAAAGAUAGAUCAAUAGGACAGAAUGAUCAACAAUUGGUACAAAAAGGGCUUUACUUCUUCAUUAUCGUUAUAGAAACUUGUAAGGAAUAUGCUUGAGCACAAUAAAGUUUAUAAAAGACCUGAUAUAACGAGAGUAGUGGAAACUUUGUAAUUUGAAAGUAUAGCUGCUAUGCUCUAUAACAUAUAUCAAGGACCGUUUUAAUCUUUCGCAGGAAUGUAAUCAAUAACAAGCUCAGCUAGUAAGAAUAACUCUUAGGUUUUUAGUUAAAUUGGAGGACUUAAUAACCAAAACUUGAAAAACGUAAUACAUACACAUAGUUUAUCUGGUAACAAUAGUGGAAUAGCAACUCCAGCAAAUAAUAAUAUUUCUACCUUAACUCUUUUAUAGUAGUAAUAGCAGCAAAUUUAGCACCAAAAUAUUGUAGAUAACAACCAAUAUUCUCAUGUACAAACUCCUAUAAACUCAUUACCUAAUAACUAAAAUAUUAAACUGAGCAGAAAACAAAUAAAAAAGUUAGUUCCAUAUUAAAUUUUUGCCAGUGAAUUAGAGGAUAUAAGACAGUACUAUAAGUAGACUAUGUAGCUAAAGGUGAUCUCUAUGAAUGAUGUAAAUACUAUCCUAACUGAAAAAAUGGCUAAGGUGCUUAACUUUUAGUAUAUUUAUGUUUAAGACCUUUUGAAUAGAGAUCUUUUCUUAAACUCUUUAAGCGACGUAAAUAUAAACUUUUUAGUCAUAAUAAUAAAGUAAAUCUAAGACUGUUCAUCAAACGAUUAAAUCAAAUUAAUUUAAGAAUUUUUAAAUUCUAUUAAAGAAAGAAACAAGCGUUUGGAAACUGAAAACAUCUAUUAGUAUUCAUAAGCUCGCUUGCUUUAUCGCCUAAUAGGUCGAAGCGACCCAGAAAAAUAUAGAUAUAAACUAAUGUAAAAACUUCAAUUCAAAGAUGAAUAUGUAAAUAUUGCUUCAGUUUUCCUUUCAGAUGGAAUUGAAUUUAUUGAGAAUUCUCUAAGAGUUUAUCUGUUAGAUUCUCUCCCUACUUUGCUUUUUUAAUUAUCUAAAGCAAAUUUAAAUAACUUCACAUUCCCUAGUUCUUACUCAAUACAAAAGAAAAAGUUGGCUAUUAUAGAAAUGUUUUUAGAAGUCAUAUCACCUCUUCAAAUUUCCCAAAAUGAAAUUGAUAAAAUUGCUAAGGAUACUGGAAAUCACCAAAAAUUGCUUCAAAUCCUCAAAUUCGAUGGAUACUUGAGAAGCGUAGGAGAUGGAGUCUAUGAAUUGUUGUUCAAACCACUUAGAGAAAUUAUUGAAAAAAUAUUUGUCUAUUAAAAAGGAGACAAUUCAGUUAUAGAUUAAUCCUCUGCUCCAUAAAUUUCAGCAAAAGAUUAUUACAAGCAAAAAAUUAGAGCAAUAGUAGAAUUAGAAAAAGAAAUUGAAAAAAUCAAAGAGUCAGCUAAAGAAUAUCUUACAACUAAUAUUGCUAAAAAAUCAGGCAUAAAUUUGGUAAUUGAAGGCAGCGAAGACAACUUUAAUAAAAAAUAAGCCAAUGCAUCAUCAUAUCUAGACAAUAAACUUGAUAAAAAUUUAGGAAUCAAUAAUAGAAAAAAUAUAAUUACUCAUAAAGAAAACUAAUCUAGUCCUAAUUUAUUAUCAGAAAAAUUAUCAUCAUUAAUAAAUAUAUCUUAAUUAGAUGAAAUAUAACCAAAUUAAGGCUAGAAGAAAACAGACAAGAAGACUAAUUUGAAUUUAACUGCUGGAGCUUCGAAUUAAGGCAAAGGAUCAAAUUCUUAGUUGAAUGAUAUUGAUGAUAAGGUUUAAAGCAAUGAAGUUUAAAUUUAGCAAAGCUAAAAGUUAAAGCAGAAUGCAGAGUCUAACGCAAAUGAGCAAAAUGAACUUUAUGUUGCUCCUCCUCGUUCAAUAGUUAGUAUAGUUGUAGAUGAAGCUGAUAAACAUAUAAGAUAACUAAAACUGUAUAAAUAAUAACUAAAAGAGUAAAGCAACGAAGACAGUACUAACAGAGAUAUGCAUUUAUCUACAAGAAAUACAACAAAUAACCAAUCAGAAACAGCUCUCACCUAGCCAAAUACAGAUAGAAAAAGUAAAAAGAAUUUAUCUGACAAAAAAAAUCUUAGCCCUACAAAGUCUAAUCUGAAAAACGAAGAUAUACCAUCAUCAAUCAAUAUUUAAUAAUUUGAUGAUAAAAAAUCUCCUCUUAAAUAAAAUAAUUCUUCAUAAUAGUCUUAAAUGAAUCCACAAAAUUAAUUAAACUAAAACUAGUAGUUUUAAUCAUAAAACUAGUAUUUAGCUAGUUGUCAUGCUGAUUUGGUUGAAGAAGAAAAUUAUAACUAAUUUAUUAAAAACCAUCUAUAGUAAACAAUAUUUGGAGAUUCUCAGCAAGAAGGAUAAAAUAAUUAAAAUGCAUACAAAUAAAGUAAUAGUAAAAAACUUUAAUUCUCUUUUAACAACCUCCAAAUUGAUGGUGAUGACGAGGAGGAUAGUGAUGAAGAACUUGAUUAAAUAUAAUCAAUAGUAAUUAAUAAUAAUUAUUAGAAAAACUAAUAAAAAUUGGCUAAUAUUGGUGGUGGAGCUUUGAAAAACUAGCAAAUAUAGUAAUAAAGCAAUAAAGAAAAGAAGAAUUUAGUGGUUGAGUAAAUUAAGAUGAAAAAAUUAAACUUUAGUGGUAUUAGUUCAGGAGAAAGUAUGACACAGCUUCAUAAUAAAUCAAAUUCCAGUGCAAUUUAAAAUUCCAGUCCAAAUGCUGAUGAUAAUAAGAUUCAGAAAGAGGAUGAAGAAGUUAAUCUAGAAGGUAAAAAUGAUUAAAGAGAAAUUAAAAAACAAUUUAAAAGCCAGAAUGGAAAUUUAAAUCCUAAAGUAUCAUUAAUGGAAAAUGUCUUUUCUGUCGAUUUCACUGAUUUAAAAACAUUAUAUGAAAAAUCAAUAAAUUUAUGA